This is a messenger RNA of Metarhizium album ARSEF 1941, 897 nucleotides long. RefSeq lists its product as uncharacterized. Lineage: Eukaryota; Fungi; Ascomycota; Sordariomycetes; Hypocreales; Clavicipitaceae. The transcript has a single exon. Bases 1 to 897 code for a protein of 298 amino acids. The record is from RefSeq and is a predicted model, not a curated record.
AUGGGUAAAGAAGAGCAACGGUGCUUGGCGACGGGGCACGGCAUCAUAUGCGCGGCGCUGCCCCGGUCCGGCACGGCAUCCCUCGCGGCGGCCCUGACGACGCUUGGCCUCGGACCCGUGCACCACGGGCUCAACGUCACGAACACCCGGGAGUACUAUGCCUGGGGCCAGGCGGCGUGGUGCAGCAUGCCGUACUUCCGGGCGGCGGGGCUGGAUCCGGCCAGGAGGCUGCCGUUCUACAUCAAUCCCGCCGACGCCCUGCUCCCAUGGACGCGAGGUGACUGGGAUAGGCUGAUUGGCGGGUACCGCGUCGUCACUGACGUUGCGAGCUUCUACACAAAACAGCUGAUACAGGCAUAUCCCGAGGCAAAGGUCAUUUUGGUGGAGCGGCCCGUCGAUGGAUGGAGAGCGAGUUUCGGGGAGGUGGUUGUGGACAGGCUGUGUUGCGGCGUCCGGGGAUUUGUUUUGGGCACGCUGGGCCCAUUGGCGGGUUUCCCGGCGCUUUACAUUGUGCGGGACAUCAUCCUGGGCUGGUUGGGCACGGAGACGAGGACCGAGACGUGGGCGAGGAUGGAGGUCGUCCACGCAGAGUACUACGCCAUGGUGAGGCGGGAGGUUCCGCGGGAGCAGGUGCUCGAGUUUCAGCACGGGGACGGAUGGGCUCCGCUGUGCGAGUUUCUGGGUGUUGCUGCGCCCGAUGAGCCGUUUCCGAGGGUGAAUGAGAGGGCCGAGAUACUUGAGGUAUUGGAUGGGCUGUUGAGGCAGGUUGUUGUGCGGGUGAUUGUCAGGCUGGCGCUGGCCGUGGUCUGCCUGGGUCUCUUUUCUACGGUUGCGGUGUUCUUUUGGCACCGGACUUGGGGGGACGUUCAGUGGCGGUUGGCCUUGGACUGGGUGUAG